ACUGUGCUCUCUUCUAGUUGACUCAGUUACUCACCCACUGACGUUAAGUCCAUUCUUAGAGCUUGUGACGAGGGAAAAAAGGAAGAUAUUUAAAAACAAGAGGCAAACAACACGGAGGAUUUUUUCCGCUUUCGCCGCCCGGGGUGAAAUCUGUGUGGACAGGGACCCAUGGAGAUGUAAACAAGGUUCCUUGGCGCCCAGAAGACAAAAGCAUCCACAGACAGAGAGUGUGUGCAAGUUUGAUGGCUCGCGGGUAGAGGAGGCCGUAGAGGGACAAUCACGAUGAACUCCAUCCCGUCCAUGGAUCGGCACAUCCAGCAGACCAACGACCGGCUGGUGUGCAUCAAACAGCACUUACAAAACCCGGCAAAUUUCCACACGGCAGCCACCGAGCUUCUGGACUGGUGUGGCGAUCCACGGGCCUUCCAACGACCCUUUGAGCAAAGCCUCAUGGGAUGCCUAACGGUGGUCAGCCGGGUUGCUGCGCAGCAAGGUUUCGACCUGGACCUGGGCUACCGACUUUUGGCCGUGUGUGCUGCCAACCGGGAUAAAUUCACCCCCAAAUCAGCAGCGCUGCUGUCUUCCUGGUGUGAGGAGCUGGGUCGUCUGCUGCUGCUCCGGCACCAGAAGUCUCGACAGGGCGAGUCGCAAGGGAAAGUGCCCAUGCAGCCGCCCAUGGGCCCCAUGAAGCCUGGCCUGUCUCACGGCGACGGGUCAUUUCCGUACGACUCGGUCGCCUGGCAACAAAACACCAAUCAGCCUCCUGGAUCACUCUCCGUGGUGACCACUGUCUGGGGUGUAACCAAUACGUCACAAAGUCAGGUUUUGGGGAACCCCAUGGCGAGCGGCAACAACCCCAUGAACCCCGGCGGCAACCCCAUGGGCUCGGGCAUGUCGGGGGGCAACCCGGGCAUCAACUCGCCCCAGUUCCAAGGCCAGCAGCAGCAGUUCUCGGGCAAGGGAAACAGCAACCAGGCGUACAUGCAGCAGAACAUGUAUGGCCGACCCAACUACCCCGGCGGAGGGGGCUACGGGGGCAGUUACCCUGGCGGUCCCAACACUCCCGGAGGUAUGGGAAUGCCUCCCCAUUCCCGACCGCCCUCCGACUUCACCCAACCUGCUGCAGCUGCUGCCGCCGCCGCAGUCGCUGCCGCCGCCGCCACGGCAACCGCAACUGCCACGGCAACGGUGGCCGCCCUGCAGGAGACCCAGAACAAGGACAUGAACCAAUAUGGACCGAUGUCUUCCUCUUUCCAGAUGGGACCCAACCAGGCGUACGGUGGCCAGUUCAUGAACCAGCAGGGGCCCCGGGGCCCACCCUCCCUGCCGGGCAACAUGAACCCCAUGGGCGGCGGCAUGAACGCGUCCAACAUGGGCGGGCCUCCCAUGGGCAUGAACCAGCCGCGACCCCAGGGCAUGGGGCCCUUCGGGAGCCACGGUCAGCGGAUGCCCCAGCAGGGCUACCCAGGCCCCCGGGGGCCACAAGGGAUGCCCAUGCAGGGCAUGAAGAGGCAGUACCCGGGGGAGGUGGGUGCAGGCACCAUGGCAGCACCACUGAGCGCUAGAUCCCCGACUACAUUCACAAACAACUACGGGGGCCAGCAGUAUGGACCAAACAGCCAGUUCGCCAACCAGCAGGGGCAGUACGCCAACCCCAACGCCUCUCGGCCGCUCCCCUCGCCCAACUACCCCGGUCAGAGGAUGCCGGGGCAACAGAACCCUGGCCAGUACCCUCCACCAGGUGCAGGCAUGGGCCAGUAUUUCAAGCCUGAGCCAUUUAAUGGUCAGAGUAAUAAUUUCUCUGGGAGUGGAUUCCAAUAUAACCAAGGGAAUAUGAACGGGGCUCCUCGGCCGGUGGGUAACUACCCGCAUUCGCCGGUACCCGGCAACCCCACGCCCCCCAUGACCCCAGGAAGCAGUAUGCCGCCAUACCUGUCGCCCGGCCAGGAUGUGAAGCCGAUAUUCCCGCCCGAUAUCAAACCAAAUAUGAGCGCACUGCCUCCGCCACCAGGGAAUCCCCAUGAGGAGCUGCGUUUGACCUUCCCUGUGCGGGACGGUGUGGUCCUGGAACCCUUCCGACUGGAGCACAACCUGGCCGUCAGCAACCACGUGUUCCACCUGCGACCCUCCGUGCACCAGACGCUCAUGUGGAGGUCGGACCUGGAGCUGCAGUUUAAGUGCUACCAUCACGAGGACCGUCAGAUGAACACCAACUGGCCAGCGUCGGUGCAGGUGAGCGUCAACGCCACGCCGCUCACCAUCGAGAGGGGCGACAACAAGACGUCCCACAAACCCCUGCACCUGAAGCAGGUGUGCCAGCCGGGCAGGAACACCAUCCAGAUCACCGUCACGGCCUGCUGCUGUGUGAGUAUCACUUCUGCUUCGCACCUGUUUGUGCUGCAGCUGGUGCAUCGGCCGUCGGUGCGCUCGGUCCUGCAGGGCCUGCUGAAGAAGAGGCUGCUCCCAGCUGAGCACUGCAUCACCAAAGUGAAGAGGAACUUCAGCAGCGUAGCGGCUUCGUCUGGGAACACCACAAUGAACGGAGAGGACGGCGUCGAACAGACGGCCAUCAAAGUGUCGCUCAAGUGUCCGAUCACCUUCCGGCGGAUCCAGCUACCGGCGCGGGGACAUGACUGUAAACACGUACAGUGCUUUGACUUGGAGUCCUACUUGCAGUUGAAUUGUGAGCGAGGGACGUGGCGAUGUCCAGUAUGCAAUAAAACCGCAUUGUUAGAGGGCCUGGAAGUCGACCAAUACAUGUGGGGCAUCCUAAACGCUAUACAAAACUCGGAGUUUGAGGAGGUGACCAUCGACCCAACAUGUAGCUGGCGGCCGGUGGCCAUCAAGUCGGAGAUGCACAUCAAGGAGGACCCUGACGGACCGCUGGCCAAGCGCUUCAAGACCAUGAGCCCGAGCCAGAUGAUCAUGCCCAACGUGAUGGAGAUGAUCGCCCAGCUGGGGCCGGGGCCGUCGCCGUACCCCAACAUAUCGUCACAGCAACAAGGUGGAAACAGCGGCGAGUACGGCAACCAAGGCAACAAUUUCCAGGGGCACGGGAACUUUGACUUCCCCCACGGCAACGUUGGAGGCUCGUCGGUGAAUGACUUUAUGCAUGGCCCCCAGCUCUCCCACCCGCCAGACAUGCCCAACUCACUCAUGGGCCCGGACAAGCCCCUCAACCACGGCAUGCCGGACUCAGUACCUCAUUCUGUCAGCACUGACUCGCCCCACAAUCCCAUGCAGCAUAACCUGCACGGGCCGUCCCACGGGCCGGGCACCCCGUCAGGCCAGCCGCUCCACCACGGUGGUCCCCCAGGCCAGCAGCCCGGUCGCCAGCAGCCUCCCCAGCCCCCUCAAGCCCAGGCCCCCCAGCAGCAGGCCCAGCCACAGGCCCAGCAGCAGCAGCAAGGCCCCAACAGCCACCCACACCCGCACCCCCACCCCGACCUCGGCUUCAACCCCUCGGGCGGCCUGGAUGGGUCGGGCCAAGUGCCGCCAGAUAUGCCCGAGCCCUCUCUAGAUCUUCUCCCUGAACUUGCGAACCCGGACGACCUGUUGUCUUACCUGGACCCCCCAGAUCUUCCCAGCAAUAACAACGACGACCUUCUGUCCCUGUUUGAAAAUAACUGAGACGAUGAACACUACAAACGGUGGGGGGCUUCCUGAUUUGGACAACCACAGUUUGGGGACAACUCAGUACUUGAUGAAAAGUAAAAAAAAACACAAAGAUGCACUCCCUCUCUUCUUCCUCACAGUGGACAGAUUUCACAGACAAGUACAGGUUGACUGAACUGUUUUAUGAAAACAAAGAAAGAAGGAAAGAAAGUAAGAAAGAAAGAAUUAUGUAAUGCUUCUGGCAUUUGCACUGGCGGCCAUAGAGUGAUACUCUGGGGGGGAAAAAGACAAAAUGACAAAAGAAAAAAAACUGUGCAGCUAUCCUGGGUUCAUUUUUUUAAAAGACAUGUGGGAUCUCAGUGUGUGAAUCUUCUCAAAAAUGUAGUAGCAUUUUUUUACUCGGUUUUAUUUGAUCUGAAGAAGAUAAAAUAACUCAAUUUGUCAAAAAACGUUUUAAAAAAUCCAUUCUGGCCAGUGUGUGUCCUACCAUUUCUUGUUUUUGUCAAUCAGUCAGGAAAUCGUUGUGUAACUAACAGUUUGUUUUCCAGUCCGACCAGUAGCACUGUUUUGAUUCUAGAACAUCAUUUGAAAGCACAAGAGAUUUAUGGUUUUUUAACCUCUAUUUUUUUCCAAAAAAAAAGGAACACAUCACAAAGGGAUGAAGGCUAUCAACCACAAUCGUCAGAAAAGGAGACUUGUUGUAAUCUCAAACCCAGAAAUGGUUUUCAUAUUGUCAUCACGUUUGUUCAAACAUUUGUUUGCUCGUAAAUGCUUGUAAGGGAUUGUGUAUUUAUGGUAUCGUGGUCUACACCAAAUCUUUGCCCGAAUUAGCUUGAAUAAGGAACGUUUUCGAACCUACAAUGAGUGCACUGAGAUAUUGGUGCUUCUUGUGUGGCAUCUGAAACAUAUCUCGUGUGAAACAUAUCCAUCUUAUGACACUGUCAUAUAGCCAAGGGGCGGCAUGAAUUUUGUUAUGUAGAAUUCUAAGCCAGGGUGUCUAUCCUAAAUACCGAACACCAAGAGAUAAACAGGGCCGAAAGCUUUGAGUUAGUUGAUAACUACAUGAGGUUUUUGCAUCGAUGACCCAUGCUGUUAGUCACAGUGUCUUUGGCAUUGACAUCCAUGUAAUGUAAUGUCUGUCUUCACCCACGAUCACUUUCCUACAACUAGGUGUGUGUGUGUGUGUGUGUGUGUGUGUGUGUGUGUGUGUGUGUGCCAGCCAAUGCUUAUGCCCUUGUGUGGAAACGCUCUAUGUCUGAAAGGUUUCUGAUUAGAAUUCUCUAAACUUGCUUGGUUAAGCUUAUUUUUUCUAGAAGGGAUACCUCUGUCAUUCAAAAGACAUUUGGUAUAUUUUUAGACAAAAAAAUGGCACAAGGUCUUUUAGUAAAUUGUCUUUUUGAAUAAAUUGCCACUUCUCACCUAUUCAGCGGGGAAUCGGUAUUUCGUCACCAAAGAUAGGGAGAGGCGACAGAUGCAUGUCUGUAAGCUAUACGGCGAAGGAUUGUUGGAUAUGGCUCAAAUCACCCUUGGUUUUCCCCUGUUACUGAAGCCCAGAAGUUCACAUCUUGCCAUCUUUAUUGUGUUCCAAAAUACACUAUAUGAGUAAAGUGCUGUCCAGUAUGCAAAUGUAUUAUUUUUUAAAAGAAAGAAACUAUUGUAAAUAUCCUUGUGAAUAUUUUUGUAUCGUCUUAGAUGAUAUUUGUCCUUUUCUUUUUCUUUUUCUUUCGUAAAAACCGACUGUCCAUGUUUGUCUGGCUCUGUGCCCUGUGGUCUGUCCUCAAAAAGCCCCGACCUUUGACCUUAGUAGGAUCAGUGGGCUCAAACACACACACACACACACAUAAUCACAGAUCUCUCUGCAUAAGCUAUAACUCUCACAGGUUUGUCUGCUGCUUGUUCAGUCUCUCCCUCUCUCUGCGUGCGUCGAUCAGAACGCACGCAGGCCGCACAUUUUCUUGUUCCAUCAGGGUCACAUGGUUCUCAGGUGGCGGCCAGCUCUAAACUGGACUUAUCCCCGCUACAUGGCGCCGAUCCAUUUCAGAGCGAGCCGCCAUCGCUGCCCAGUCACAAUAACUUCUGGAUUUUGUUUUCCAGGUCCUGUUAAGCAAUAUUAAUGUCACAUGUUGUUAUGUUGUUCACUCUAUCAUAGAUACAAAUACAUUAAUUGUACAUCCACUAAAGAACUAACAUUCUCCUUGCCACCUGAAUCUUAUAUAUGGUGGGUUGAGCAACCAAGAUAAGUGUAUCACACAAGGGGCUGUCGUUGUACUGAAGAGACCGUGUUAAUAUCAGAAUUGUUCGUAAAAUGUCAAUAUGUACAAGUGGUAUUUUAAAAACUAUAUCACAGCCUUACAUGAAUUAAAUAUAUGAUAUUGUUUUUAUUUUUGUUAUCGAAAAUGCAGCUUUUGGAAAAGCUACGACCAUUUUAAAAAAAUGUGUAUCCCAUUUGUUGUUUUCUUUUUUCUUUUUUUUGUUUUUGGUUUGUGUUUUUGGUAAAUUAUUUUGUAUUGGUUUUAUUAUUGAAGUGUAAGGCUAGAAAGAUGAUUUCAUUUUAACAAUAUGUAGUCAUGUACUGAUUAAACACAAAAUCAUUUAAACAUGUUACUUCAAAAGGCAUAUGUGUGUAGAGAGCAAAUUUGUCUCAGCGCAACAUGAUUUUAGGUAGCGUUUAAUUCAGCAUAGUCACUGAUAAACAAAUCUGUGUAUCCUACCAUUGAAAUGAAUCAUCUUGACAACAUGCAGCCACAUUUUGUGUUUAAUCAUUAUAUCAUCUGAUAUCUAUCAAACUAUAUAAUGAAAUUUCAUCAGAUCAAUCAUCCAUUUGUAAGUCACAUGAUGCUGUUGUUUACCAAGGAAAUUAAGUUCAAAAGCAUUUGGCCCACACUUUCACUUCAAAUAAUCGUCGUCAAAAGGAAUCAUUUUACUGUUUUCUUUUUGAGGGUAAUUUUUCUACCUACUCCACAAACAACAGGAGAAUUUGGUGUCCACCUGGCCAGCUUAGUUGUGCCUCGGAGGACCAGCUAGGCCGAAACAGUUGACACCCACAAAGAUGCCUGUACAUAUUGUAAAUGAGGAUAAAGACUUGUUAACAGAAAUGUAUUCAUCUUAACUGGGAAUGUGCAUUGUUUCUUCAGAGUUAUUGAGAAGAAAAAAAAAAGAAAAAGCUUGCGACCCCACCCCCCACCCGAAAAACAAACAGCUGAAAGUGGGAAAUAAUGGAUUUUGUCAGUUUUGUCAGCAUAUGUGGAUAGCUCUUGCCAUUUGUUUCACCUUUUGUGAUACUCUGACCUCUUUGGGAAGGAGAAAGUGGAUAAAACUCUUUUACCUACAUGUAAUAUGUCACCUAUGAGUACCAGCUGAUCACCUGCAUACACUCAAGGUGCUAUAAGGCAAAAAUAUAUGAAAAUAAUUAAGACAUUAUUUGGGAAUGCUCAAAAGUUUGGAAAAUAAAGGAAAUAUGAAGACAUAUAUGGAGGUUUUUUUGAAAGAUUGUAACCAAAUUCAUAGUUUGUACACUUUUUAUAUCAUGAUCUGAUAACAAAUUUAAAUGGUACAAUCUAAGGUGAUUCACACAAAAAGUGGCCAUUGUCUUUAUGUUUGUACAUUGUAUGUACAAUCAUUUCAUACUUAAAACAGGUCAGAAAUAAAAAAAAAGCUAAUCGUGGUUUUUAGUCUUGCAGAACUGUAUGUAGUUAGAUGAUGUGACAGCCUAAUAUUUAUCUAAUAAAUAUGUAUUCAGAUGAUACCUGUA
Molecule: messenger RNA, 7366 nt
Organism: Alosa alosa (allis shad)
Lineage: Eukaryota; Metazoa; Chordata; Actinopteri; Clupeiformes; Clupeidae
Gene: zmiz1a
Product: zinc finger, MIZ-type containing 1a
Exons: 23
Coding region: 283-3630 (1115 amino acids)
Biological process (GO): regulation of transcription by RNA polymerase II; protein sumoylation
Molecular function (GO): zinc ion binding; SUMO ligase activity
Source: RefSeq, a predicted model, not a curated record